Molecule: messenger RNA, 837 nt
Organism: Penicillium malachiteum
Lineage: Eukaryota; Fungi; Ascomycota; Eurotiomycetes; Eurotiales; Aspergillaceae
Exons: 3
Coding region: 1-837 (278 amino acids)
Source: RefSeq, a predicted model, not a curated record
AUGAUUAUGACCAUUUCGUCUCGUGCAGCAUAUGCUUAUAUCUCAAAUGGACUGCAUAGCGUUGCAAUUGCGCAGGUUGUACUAUUCUCCAUUAUCCUCGCAGUCCAAUUUCCCAUGAGGUAUAUGCAAGAAUGGCGCUACUGGCACCACAGCAAGAGGCAAAGUCACGCACGUUGUGCCCUCUAUUCUUGGUGGAGCAUGAUUGGCUUGCUAUGCAUGAUCCGCAUUAUUGGCUCUGCUAUGGUUAUAGCUACUUCAGAGCCAACCGAGUCCAUGCUCACAGCAGAAUUGUCCUUGCAAAGUGUGGGACUGUCACCCCUUUUCUUUGAAGUCAGUUUGCUUCUUCUGCGAUGUGGACAGGCUGGCCAAGAUGGUCCCGGUGAUUCGAAAUAUCCGAAGGCCUUGCGUAUCACAUUGCAUGCUUUCCGGCUGCCAAUUAUUAUCUCAAUCGUUCUCGGUGUUGUUGGCAAGAUCAUUGACAUGAAGGCGCUUGGAGAAGCAGGAUCUAUUCUUCUGAUAGUGACUUUCGCUGUUGUGUGUGGCAUCGUGUCGUGGCUUGUGGUGAAGUCUCGCUCCAUGCUCUCAGUAGAGGGCCACCGGGCCGUCCUGCUGGUAGCGCUUGCUCUACCAUUUCUCUUGAUCAGAGUCAUCUAUUUCAUUCUGCAAGAAAUUGGGCCAGCUAAAUUCAGCCUUGCAUCGGGUGACGUGGGUAUCCUGGCGGGGAUGGGUCUGGUCAUGGAGGUUAUUAUUGUUUCUUUGCUCGUAACAGCUCGCGCCGUUGCAGAGCCAAUCUGGUCCACCGAGAAAAAUAUUUCUGAUGGUAUGGAACGGGCUUGA